This is a messenger RNA of Thlaspi arvense, 1428 nucleotides long. Lineage: Eukaryota; Viridiplantae; Streptophyta; Magnoliopsida; Brassicales; Brassicaceae. The record is from the annotation of a GenBank genome assembly.
AUGGGGAAGACGUCGAUGAGUGUAUUUGUCACAAUGCAAAGGAAGAGAUGGGCUCUGAUGAUUUUGUUGGUUUUAUCAGUAUCAACCGUUGGUGUGAUUCUCGUGAGAUCUAGCUUUGAAUCCUGCACCGUCGGUGGUAAAAUCAGCGGCCAUCAAUUCGCGGAGGAGAAGUUUCGGUCAAUUCCAGAACGGCCGAAUCCUCUAGGUUUCAUGAAAUCGAAGCUCGUUUUGUUAGUCUCUCACGAGCUAUCGCUCUCAGGUGGACCUUUGCUGCUAAUGGAAUUAGCGUUUUUGUUAAGAGGAGUUGGUGCUCAAGUUGUUUGGAUCACUAACCAGAAACCACCCGAAGAAGAUGAAGUUAUCUACAGUCUCGAACACAAGAUGUUGGAUCGAGGAGUGCAGGUCAUAUCUGCAAAGGGUCAGAAAGCCAUAGACACAGCUCUCAAGGCUGAUUUGAUCGUUCUGAAUACUGCCGUGGCUGGGAAAUGGCUGGAUGCGGUUCUCAAGGAAGAUGUUCGCAAAGUUCUUCCCAAGAUCCUCUGGUGGAUUCACGAGAUGAGAGGCCACUAUUUCAAACCAGAUUUGGUCAAACACCUCCCCUUUGUUGCAGGGGCGAUGAUUGAUUCCCACGCAACAGCUGAGUACUGGAAGGAUAGAACUCAAGCUCGCCUAGGGAUUAAAAUGCCUAAAACUUACGUUGUGCAUCUAGGAAAUAGCAAGGAGUUGAUGGAAGUAGCUGAAGAUGGUGUUGCCAAGAGAGUUCUCCGUGAGCACGUCCGUGAAUCUCUCGGAGAGCAAGAAGAGUUCACGCUUCACGAAAGAGUUUACUUAGUUUGUUAUUACUUUUCAGGUGUAUCGCGCGGGAAAGGCCAGGACUUGUUCCUCCGAGCUUUCCACGAAAGUCUUGAAAUAAUCAAAGAGAAGAAACUUGAGGUACCAAGAAUGCUUGCGGUAGUAGUAGGAAGCGACAUGAGCCGACAGACGAAGUUCGAGACAGAACUGCGCAACUUUGUGCAAGAGAAGAAGCUUCAGAGCUAUGUUCAUUUUGUCAACAAAACGCUAACCGUAGCUCCGUACAUAGCAGCGAUAGACGUUUUAGUUCAGAACUCCCAAGCCAGAGGAGAGUGCUUUGGGAGAAUCACAAUCGAAGCCAUGGCCUUUAAGCUACCUGUACUUGGUACUGCAGCGGGAGGUACAAUGGAGAUUGUGGUGAACGGGACGACUGGAUUGUUACACAGUGCGGGUAAAGAAGGUGUGAUACCUCUCGCUAAGAACAUAGUAAAACUGGCGAUGCAAGUUGAGUUAAGGCUAACAAUGGGGAAAAAUGGGUAUGAGAGAGUAAAGGAAAUGUUUUUGGAACAUCAUAUGUCCCAUCGAAUAGCUUCGGUGCUCAAAGAAGUGUUGCAACACGCAAAGGCUUUACGAUGA